GUUAUAGGCGGGAGACCUCGAAGUUUUCACCUAAAGCUAACGCGAAUUGUAUAUCUCCUUUGAAAUGGAUCCCUCUGCUAGCUGUGUGGCCUGCCAGCCUGAUAGUCAAUUUUGCCCUGAACAUGGUGGUGUAGAACAGCCCAACCACGAUUUUGAAGCUAAACUCCACGCCAAAAACCAGAAAGGUUUAAGACAGGUCAUAGUCAACUUCACUCCAUCAUGGGUAGGCACCAGCUGUGUCGUUCUGCUAGAUUAAUUUUCUCACCUUUUUCAAGUUCAGUGCUACCAUGGGGACGGGGAUUGUUUCGAUUCUUCUUUUCAACCUUCCUUAUAACGGCGACUGGCUAUACUGGCUAUCUGUGAUUGUCUUCGCCUUUAAUGUGUUCCUAUUUUCUCUGUUCAGCCUCAUCUCUUUCAUUCGAUACACUUUCUUUCGAGGUAUCUGGACAGCGAUGCUGAACCAUCCGACGCAGUCGUUGUUUCUUGGCACAUUUCCAAUGGGACUUGCAACCAUCAUCAACAUGAUAUGCUUCGUAUGUGUCCCGGCGUGGGGACAAUGGGCUGCCAAACUGGCAUGGGCCCUCUGGUGGUUUGAUACCGUUAUCUCACUUGCAAAUAAUAUGUAUUUGCCGUUUGUUAUAAUGUCUCGGCAUAACAAUGAACUUUCGGGGAUGACCGCAGCCUGGUUGCUGCCUGUCGUCUCUACUAUUGUCGCAUCUGCAUCUGGUGGGAUCGUGGCUUCGGUAUUAGAAAACAAUCAGCACGCUCUGUGGACCAUCAUUAUCAGCUAUAUACUUUGGGGGACGGGAGUCCCUUUAGCAAUGACAGUACUCGCGAUGUACUUCCAUCGCCUGACGAUCCAUAAGCUACCGCUCAGAGAAGUCAUUGUGUCGGUUUUCCUUCCACUGGGACCAUUAGGCCAGGGUGCUUUCAGUAUCAUGCAACUCGGGAAGCAGGCUAUGAGGGUCUUCCCCGAAACAAAUAGCCUUCCUGCGCCAAUCUCAGCGGGCCCUAUACUCUAUAUUCUCGGCUUUGUGCUCGGACUCAUCAUGUGGGGGUUCGCGCUUGUGUGGCUUUUCUUUGCGCUGGCCUCUAUCACUCGGUCGAGAUUCCCUUUUAACAUGGGCUGGUGGGGGUUUACCUUCCCGCUUGGGGUGUUCACGACUGCGACAACUACCAUUGCAAAGGAGCUUCCUUCGUUGUUCUUCAAGGUGUUAGGCACUAUAUUCUCGGUUAUUGUCAUUUUACUUUGGAUCGUUGUUAGCAUCGGCACACUUGUUAAAUCCUGGCAAAGGAAGAUAUUCAUUGCACCAUGUCUGAAAGAAUGGGAGAAGUUGGAGGCUGAACGUCAUGCGAAGGAUUGCCGAGGUUUGCGAGAUGCCUAGUCAGCCUUUUUUAAUGUCAUGCACACAGCGCCAUUGAUAUCAUUUUGAAAGCGGACAUAAGAUGUUGAGAAUACCAGUCAGGUCAAGCCCUAUUCCAAGUGCUGGUCAGCAUUUUGGAGUAGCGGCUGUUACUUGUUGAAUUCUGC
This is a messenger RNA of Aspergillus candidus, 1531 nucleotides long. RefSeq names its product TDT family transporter. The record is from RefSeq and is a predicted model, not a curated record. NCBI's taxonomy places the organism in Eukaryota, Fungi, Ascomycota, Eurotiomycetes, Eurotiales, Aspergillaceae. Gene Ontology annotation, molecular function: sulfite transmembrane transporter activity. The coding region runs from base 288 to 1385 and encodes 365 amino acids. Gene Ontology annotation, biological process: sulfite transmembrane transport; transmembrane transport. The transcript is spliced from 5 exons. Gene Ontology annotation, cellular component: plasma membrane.